Messenger RNA from Aphanomyces astaci, 222 nucleotides. RefSeq lists its product as hypothetical. The coding region runs from base 1 to 222 and encodes 73 amino acids. The record is from RefSeq and is a predicted model, not a curated record. NCBI's taxonomy places the organism in Eukaryota, Oomycota, Saprolegniomycetes, Saprolegniales, Verrucalvaceae. The transcript has 3 exons.
AUGAUUUGGAAGUGGAUGGCGUUUGUCAUUUGCAUGAUGGCCAUGCUCAUGAUGAGCAGCACCGGCAACACGUGGACAUUGAUCCAAACGGCGGCGUUGGCAGUAAGGAUUAGCUGCUGGCUCGUGUCGGGGUUCAUUCUGUGCCACGGGUCACCCCCGCUGCACCGCCUCGCUCACGAACUGUGCAUUAGCCAGCACCAGCAUCAGCAAUGCUUGCCGUGA